Messenger RNA from Melampsora larici-populina 98AG31, 1304 nucleotides. RefSeq lists its product as uncharacterized. The record is from RefSeq and is a predicted model, not a curated record. The coding region runs from base 51 to 1019 and encodes 322 amino acids. Lineage: Eukaryota; Fungi; Basidiomycota; Pucciniomycetes; Pucciniales; Melampsoraceae. The transcript has 9 exons. Gene Ontology annotation, biological process: chromatin organization. Gene Ontology annotation, cellular component: nucleus.
CGCUCCUAACCUCGUUUUUCUUUCCUUGAUCAAACCUUCACGAUUUCGAUAUGGCUUCGUCUACUGCAGAGAAGCACCGGAUAGCUGUGCACGAGAAGAAGCGCAAAGAAAUGAUGGAUGAGUUCGAACGCCAGAAAGUUGAGAUGACACGCGAGACUGAUCGGAACCGCACUGGAGCUGAUCGAUUCGUGGGCAAAUCAGAUUCAAUGGAAGAAAGCUUGAAGAUGCAGACAGUAGGAUUAGUAAAGCUUGAAGACUUUCAACAGAAACGACAAGCUCUGGAAGAGGAGAAGAUGAGAGAGGCUGCAAGAUCCAACGAAUUGAAGGAAGAAGAGCCGAAAAAGAAGAAGAAGAAGAAAUCAAAGUACAACCUAUCAUUUGCAGUGGAUGAGGAUGAAGAAAUCACUGUUACUGAAAAUAAAGCAUCGUCAUCGAAGACAGAAUCGUCGUCUACGGCCUCCCGAAAAGGUCAAUUUGGCAAGAACCCGACUGUAGACACUUCUUUUUUGCCGGAUAGAGACAGGGAAGAACUGGAUCGUCGUGAGCGUGAAGAAUUGAGGCAGAAAUGGUUGAAGAUGCAGGAAGCUAUCAAACAGGAAGAUAUUGAGAUCACAUAUUCAUACUGGGAUGGCACCGGUCACCGGAAAGAGGUCACUUGCAAGAAAGGUGAUAGCAUAGCACAAUUCCUAGAAAAGGCGAGGACACAGUGGCCCGAGUUGAGAGGGGUCUCCGUUGCUGACAUCCUAUACGUUAAAGAAGAUCUGAUCAUUCCUCACCAUUAUACAUUUUAUGAUUUUAUCGUCAAUAAAGCAAGGGGUAAAUCCGGCCCGCUAUUUAACUUUGACGCUCAUGAUGAUGUACGAUUAGUAGCCGAUGCAACCGUGGAAAAAGAUGAAAGUCACGCGGGAAAAGUAGUGACACGAACUUGGUAUAACCGAGCCAAGCAUAUCUUCCCGGCUUCUCGAUGGGAACCAUAUGUGCCAGGGAAAGAUUACGGAGCAUACAAGAUCAAGGGUUGAUAACCUCGUUCCUCUGGCUGAGAGCGCUGUUGGGACAACCAUUGUCUUUCAAACAGAAGAAUACGAAAGAAUCUUGGAAUCAUUUUCAAACGCAACUCGACCGAAUUGUAUCAUCAAUAGUGGGAAUAUACAUUGAUUCGUGGCCAGUGAGGGUUCGGGACGCAAUAGAGCCAUUUUGUAGGUUGAGCUUGUUUACAGUGGUAUUGCUUGUUUUCAUUUGCUUUAUGUACAUGUUAUAUCAGUCAUCUACGAUGUUUGCUAAUCACACGAUGGGUAUGGAGCGCU